AAAUGUUUUUUUUGUAAUCAAACAUUAAUACAAGUUCAUGUUUGUCCACAUGCAGUCCUAUUGAGUCCUGUCAGAACUUCUACAAAGACUUCACGUUGCAGAUUGACAUGGCGUUCAACAUUUUUUUCCUGCUGUACUUUGGCUUGCGUUUUAUUGCUGCCAAUGACAAGCUCUGGUUCUGGCUGGAGGUGAACUCAGUGGUGGACUUCUUCACAGUUCCUCCGGUGUUUGUGUCGGUGUACCUGAACAGGAGUUGGCUUGGUUUGAGGUUUUUACGGGCUUUACGACUGAUUCAGUUCUCAGAAAUUUUACAAUUUUUGAACAUAUUAAAGACGAGUAACUCCAUAAAGCUGGUGAAUUUAUGUUCGAUCUUCAUUAGCACAUGGCUAACUGCAGCAGGGUUCAUACAUCUGGUGGAAAACUCAGGGGAUCCAUGGGAAAGUUUCCAAAAUUCCCAGGCACUUUCCUACUGGGAAUGUGUGUACUUACUGAUGGUUACCAUGUCCACGGUGGGCUAUGGAGACGUCUACGCCAAAACAGCCCUGGGCCGCCUGUUCAUGGUGUUCUUCAUCCUUGGCGGUUUGGCCAUGUUUGCGAGCUACGUCCCUGAAAUCAUAGAGUUAAUAGGAAACCGCAAGAAAUACGGUGGUUCCUAUAGUGCAGUUAAUGGGAGAAAGCACAUCGUGGUCUGCGGUCAUAUAACACUUGAGAGUGUGUCCAACUUCCUUAAAGACUUCCUACACAAGGACAGGGAUGAUGUCAAUGUAGAAAUUGUUUUUCUCCAUAAUAUUUCCCCUAAUCUUGAGCUGGAAGCCUUGUUCAAGCGCCACUUCACACAAGUGGAGUUUUACCAAGGGUCUGUCCUGAACCCGCACGACCUAGCCAGAGUCAAGAUUGAAUCAGCAGAUGCCUGUUUGAUUUUAGCUAACAAAUACUGUGCUGACCCUGAUGCUGAGGAUGCAUCGAACAUCAUGAGGGUAAUAUCAAUCAAGAACUACCAUCCAAAGAUCAGAAUCAUCACUCAGAUGUUGCAGUACCACAACAAGGCUCACCUUCUGAACAUCCCGAGCUGGAACUGGAAGGAGGGAGAUGAUGCCAUCUGCCUCGCAGAGCUGAAGCUUGGCUUCAUUGCCCAGAGUUGCCUGGCCCAGGGACUCUCCACCAUGCUGGCCAACCUGUUCUCCAUGAGGUCUUUUAUCAAGAUUGAAGAGGAUACGUGGCAGAAAUACUACCUAGAAGGAGUCGCCAAUGAGAUGUACACUGAGUACCUGUCGAGUGCCUUCGUCGGGUUGUCCUUCCCAGUGAUUUGCGAGCUCUGCUAUGUGAAGCUCAAGCUGCUGCUGAUAGCGAUUGAGUACAAGUCGGAUCAACGAGAGAGCAGCACCCUGAUUAACCCCGGGAACCACAUGAAAAUGCAGGAAGGAACUCUGGGCUUCUUCAUUGCCAGCGAUGCCAAAGAAGUAAAAAGGGCACUGUUUUACUGUAAAGCGUGUCAUGAUGACAUCACUGACCCCAAACGGAUAAAGAAGUGCGGAUGCAAGAAAUCCAAGACGCCAUCCUACAAGAAAAUGAGACUGGCAUGUUGUUUUGAUUGCGGCCACUCAGAGCGCGACUGCAUGCCGGUUAAUGUGCGUUGUAACAUGGAGUCCCCUCGACGUGACAUCCCGCUCUCUGCUGUCUCUGUUAAUGAUUACUCAGCCACCUUACGUGCCUCUAAAAACAGCUAUAAUGGAUAUAUCAAAUCAAUUGGAGAGGACCAACAGUCGGCGCUAUCACCUAAAAAAAAGCUGCGUAACGGAGGCAUGAGAAGCUCCCCGAACUCCUCACCCAAGAUAAUGAGACAUGACCCUCUUCUGAUCCCCGGCAGCGAACAGAUCGACAGCAUGGACGAGAACGUCAAGAAAUAUGACUCCACUGGGAUGUUUCACUGGUGCCCGUCCAAAGACAUCGAGAAGGUCAUUUUGACACGGAACGAGGCAGCCAUGACGGUCCUGAGUGGUCAUGUAGUUGUGUGUAUCUUUGGAGACAUGAAAUCCGCACUGAUCGGCCUCCGAAACUUUGUCAUGCCCCUGAGAGCGAGCAACUUUCACUACCACGAGCUGAAGCACAUCGUGUUUGUCGGCUCCCUGGAGUAUCUGAAGCGCGAGUGGGAGACGCUUCACAAUUUUCCAAAAGUUUCCAUUCUUCCUGGCACACCGUUGAGUCGGGCAGAUCUGAGGGCUGUCAACAUCAACCUCUGCGACAUGUGUGUCAUUCUGUCAGCUAAUCAGAACAAUAUUGAUGACGCAUCACUGCAGGACAAAGAAUGCAUUUUGGCGUCACUCAACAUCAAGUCCAUGCAGUUUGACGACAGCAUCGGUGUCUUGCAGGCUAAUUCCCAAGGCUUCACACCGCCGGGGAUGGAUAGAUCCUCUCCUGAGAACAGUCCAGUCCACGGAUUAGUAAGACAGACGUCCGUCACAACCGGAGCAAAUAUUCCCAUCAUAACAGAACUAGCACCUUUAGCAAAACCAGGCAAAAAAGUGCCUGUGAUUUCACUGAGUCAGGACAAAAGCAGUGGGACCAACAUACAAAUGAUAACUGAGCUGGUGAACGACUCGAACGUUCAGUUCCUGGACCAAGACGAUGACGAUGACCCGGACACGGAGCUAUACCUCACUCAGCCGUUUGCCUGUGGGACGGCCUUUGCAGUCAGUGUGCUGGAUUCAUUGAUGAGUGCUACAUACUUCAAUGAUAAUAUCCUCACCUUGAUCCGGACACUGGUAACAGGAGGGGCGACACCAGAGCUAGAAGGGCUGCUGGCAGAGGAGAAUGCGCUACGAGGCGGGUACAGCACGCCGCAGACCCUGGCUAACAGGGACAGGUGUCGAGUAGCACAGCUGGCCCUGUACGACGGGCCUUUUGCUGACCUCGGGGAUGGUGGUUGUUAUGGUGUCCUGUUUUGUAAAGCUCUGAAAACCUACAACAUGUUGUGCUUUGGAAUCUAUCGAUUACGAGACGCACACCUGAACACGCAGAGUCAGUGCACCAAGCGGUACGUCAUCACCAAUCCGCCGUACGCAUUUGAGCUGGUGCCCUCUGACCUGAUCUUCUGCCUGAUGCAGUUCGACCACAACGCCGGCCAGUCCAGAACCAGCCUCAGUCACUCUUCCCAUUCGUCGCAUUCCUCCAGCAAAAAGAGCUCCUCCCUCCACUCCAUCCCAAGCACUAACCGCACCAACCGCACCAAAGCAGGACUCACGAGACAACACAAGAUAGGA
Thalassophryne amazonica is the source of this 3260-nucleotide messenger RNA. RefSeq names its product calcium-activated potassium channel subunit alpha-1-like. Gene Ontology annotation, cellular component: postsynaptic membrane. Gene Ontology annotation, molecular function: large conductance calcium-activated potassium channel activity. The record is from RefSeq and is a predicted model, not a curated record. Gene Ontology annotation, biological process: transmembrane transport; potassium ion transport. The annotation marks the transcript as partial. Lineage: Eukaryota; Metazoa; Chordata; Actinopteri; Batrachoidiformes; Batrachoididae. The transcript is spliced from 28 exons.